CAGCCUGGGACUGUCUAAAAAAAAAAAAAAAAAAAAGAGACUCUGUCUUAAAAAAAAUUAAUUUCUACAUAAAGAGUUGCAUGUUUAAUAUUUCGCCUUUGCUUGAAGUGGUCAUUUCCAAAGAAAGCUCAGAGUUGAAGUAUACCUGUUAACAAAUACUCAGAAUUCAUUGUGGAAUUUUUGUUUUUGUUCUUGUUUUUUAUCUUGCCUAAAUAAUUGUUCUCUUCCCCAUUCCCUUUAUAAUUUUGUCAAUGACACAUUUAUUAUGUUUAUUUAAACUUGAAAAAAGCCCCAAGAAUUGUAGGGUAAUACCUAGAUGUGUUGUGCAUUCUGAAAAGCUGUUAUAUUUUCAAUAUCAGGGACAAUGCAGGAUGCUGAAAUCAUUGUAUUUAAACUGGGAAAAUGUCUGCCUUAUAUAAUUAUGAUUUUAAAAUCUACCCUGAACUUCUCAAAAGAAGGAUUUGUUUAUAAUACAUCAUACAGUAAUAAUUUUAUCAUUUCCAACAGAUAAAUGGCAGUGUAAUCGAUGAUAUCUUGCACAUUCCUUUGUAAUUUGUGGGCACUUCACAUGGAGAGUCAAGCGGGAGGGCUCAUCUGGAUAAUUUUGAAUCCCAGUAUUUUCCCCCACCCCACAGAGUAGGUUCUUUCCCCAUAGAGUAUGAGGCUAUUGUUUUAUAGUAAGCCUUAAAACUCUCAGACUGAAAGUAAUUAGAACUGGAAAUUAGUAACCACUUUUUUCUAAACUUUUCCCUUUUAUUUUUAUUUUCAAUGUAAAGUAGGACUUUGCUAUAAAAGAAGUGACCCUAGGGAAACUGAUGAAGUUAGCGGUAUAGAGAGCACCACCACCAGACGCCACCAUGCCUGCCGAAGGAGGGAAAACGGACAUGGAAAGGAUUGGCCUCUUUAGUGAGAUGGAAUAUAUUACUGUGGGUGAUAAAUAUGUGUCACAAUUUAAUCGACCCUUUAAUGAGGCUGCAAGCAAAAAUAAACAGAUGCUACCUGGAGGAUCCAAAGAAAUGUCAGAUCUUCAGGCAGGUUAUUUUGAUCCCCAUUUUGUAAGGAUUUUUGAAGGUGAAGGCUACAUAAAUCUGAAUCAAGUGAGGAGACGGGAUAUGAUGGAAGCAGCCAAAAAAAAUCUAGGCAAAGCCUUCCUUCCUAGUAGUGGAGAGAAAAAGCUAUGUGGCUUAGGAAGCUACUAUGGAACAAUAGGUGGUCCAGUCCCAUUUUUCAGCCCACAGUCAAAACCUCGAGAAAAAUAUAAGGCACCUGGAAAGAAUUUAUACACAAACCCGGGAAAGAAAGGAACUGGAUAUGGCUAUGCAAAUAUUACCAUAGGUAAACAGUUUUCACACUCUGCUGACUUCUAUGAUGCAGCAAAACUAAAUUAUAAGAAAGCAAAUGAAGAACACCAUCGUUUACUUAAAGGAGCACCGUUUAAGUUAAAUCUUCACCCAAGGGACUAUUUUGACGCUAAUCCUUAUUUUUCUGAGGAAACUUUACCACCAAUUAAAAAAGAAGAGAAGAAAGAAUCAAUUUCAAAUGCUUUUAAACCUUCUUCUCCUGGUAAAAAGCCUGGUGGAAUGAAGGCAGGAACAUUUGAUCCUUACCCAUCACAUUCUGCUGACCCUUAUGUGGCUAAAUUGGCAAAUAUUUCUGGCAAAGACGAUAAGAUUUUCCACCCACCAAGUGGACCAAAAAGCAGACCAGUUGAAAGUAUAAUGACUUUGAAUGUCAGAAGGUGGGAAUAUCUUACACUUAGCUUACAAACCAAGAAAAAAUUGUUUCCAACUUUUAUACUUCUUCAAAAUAGUAUCUUUUAUUUAUAUAUACUUUUUAAAAUGACAAAUGUGGGUGACUUUAGACAUCUCAGCACCUUCCAUGUACAGGUACCUGCCCUCCCUUGUAGAAGUUCUCCCCCAUCUUCUGAAAUUCCCAGCUGAAAAAGCUUAAGUUAUCUGCACCAAACCAUUCUGUGCAUAAUUUUUAAAGCAAAUCUAUAGCGCCUCAUUAUGAGUUAUUUGAGACUAGUUAGAUAUUCAUAGUUCAGUUAGCAGUACACAUUAACAUUGGCUAUUUCUCGAAGGGAGUUUCUUAGCAAUUGUAAGAAAUCCUAAUGAUGCUUGAGAGUUCUGUCUCUUUAACUUUGAGAUAACCUAUGAAAAUAGAAAAUAUUCUGGUUAAUUAAAAAUGCCAACAUAACUAUAAUGCUUUGAGAAAAAGUAUAUUAUCAAAGUAUCUUAAAACUUCAAUUUUAUCCAGGUUUUGUAUACUCUCAAAACUGAAAAAGUUCUUUGGAGUAAAAACAAUCAGUUAUUCUGUGUCUAAAGGACACUAAAUUUACAUUCUUUUAUAAAAACAGUAGUACAUCUUUAUCACUUGGGGACAGCAAUUAUAAUACUAACAUUAGUAUUAUUUCACAAAAAUAAAACUGCCCUUUAUUACAAAGGUCUAUUUCUUUUCUCU
This is a messenger RNA of Nomascus leucogenys (northern white-cheeked gibbon), 2463 nucleotides long. RefSeq names its product cilia and flagella associated protein 96 (gene CFAP96). The record is from RefSeq and is a predicted model, not a curated record. NCBI's taxonomy places the organism in Eukaryota, Metazoa, Chordata, Mammalia, Primates, Hylobatidae. Gene Ontology annotation, cellular component: centrosome.